CAAUAUUUACUGUUUACUGUUAUCGGUUACAAUCGAUCAAAUGACCUCUUGAAGCAUUUUGACAUUAUUUCACGUUGCAGUCAAUAUGGCGAAUGAACAGUUAUCAAGUGCUUUGCGAGAUUUACCUGGCAGGGCAUUGAGUGUUCCUAUUGAGGAACGGAGCAUUCUUUUUCAAAACGUGUCUGCGGUUUUGCAAAAUCCGGGAAUCAAUUCGACAAUAAUAAAAGGAAUAUGUAAAGUAAUUGCAACAACUUUAACAAAGUACAAGGAUGUUUCAUCCCAACGAACUGUUCGCGAACUAAUUGUUGAACUGGCUAGAAAUCAUCACGACUUAACAAUAGAACAUAUGUUAAAUGUGUUCAAAGCUCUUUUGUUUAAAGAGUUUGCAUCUGUCUCCCCACAAAGAUCUUGUAAAUCAUCCGUUAUUGCAUUGGGAUGGAUUUCUUUAUUACAAAAGGAAGCGAAUAACAAUUCUAACAUCUAUAAAACUGAAAAAAAGAGAAUAAUAGAAUAUCAGUCGUUAUUUUAUCAGAUAACGUUAUUAUCAUCUUACCAAAGAAUGACAGAUGCUGCAGCAAAAAUAUUAUUUGAAAUAUGGGAAAAUAAAACAAUAUUCGAAGAAACCUUGCACACAAUAUUUGAAAUGGAAGCUACACCUAACACCACUCUCAUUUUAAUACUUAUGGUUGAAUUUGAUUCUAAGCGCAAUAAGCAACCAAUGCUCAAAUCCCAUAAUACAAAGAUUUCGGAAUAUUUUGUGAAGAGCAUGAUUUCAAGCAAAAAUAAACCGGAUAAAUGCUUUAUAAAAGCAUGCCGCCCAUUUGUGGAAUCAUUCACUCAAACUGAUUUUGAUACCAUUAUACUACCUCCAUUGCAAAGAUCCGUUUUACGAAGCCCAGAAAAUGUACUUGAAAGUAUUGGAUUAAUUUUUGACAUGGUUAAUUUUGAUUGUAGUCGUUAUGCUGAGAAAAUGGGAAAUGUCCUUAUAAAAAAUUUGUAUAGUAUCAGCGAUGUUGCACGUCGCGAGGCAUUGGAGUCGUUAAAACUUAUUUCAUUAAAGUGUUCAGAUUGGCUUAUAAUAAAAGGAUUAUUGGAAAAUAUUUUUUCAGUUUUAAAUGGAUCUGAUGGAAAAAUAAAUGUGGUUGAGUAUAGGCUGAACAUUCUACAGGGAGCAGGCUGUUUAAGUUUUAACAAAAUAGAUCAAGGACACUGGCCUGAAAUGUUAAAUGAAGCCGUAAACUUUUUUUGGAAAGCCCUUGAAAAUGAGACUCAAGAAAAAGUACUAUGCUGCAUACUAGAAAUGUUUGGUUUAUGGACUCAAAACUUCAGGAACGAGUUACCAAGUGUUAUUUUAAAUAUUUUUAAAUCUGGAAUACAACAGAAAAACAUUACUCAAAUAGUUAAGCAAAGCUAUAUUGAAUGGUUUUUAAUAUCAAUCAAAAAUGCCACAAUAACCAAUAAUUACACCAUUGUAUCAGAUCUUAUUUCACUAUACAGUAAAGCAAUGCAGAAUUCCUUGCAAUUAAGUCAGUUCUCCGAAGUAAUUUGUAUCGCAUGUAUUAUUCUUAUAUUAGAAAAACCGUCGGAAAACUACAGCUGCUUUUGGGGAACAGUAUUUGAUUUAAACAAACAAAUUUUCUUUAAUGAAAAGUUUUCUACCAUGGCUCCUGCUGAGACAUUAUGUAAUUUAUCAUUAAUGGCAAAACUGUUGAUUAGAUUUUACCCAGACAAAUUAAAAGGAAGUUUAGAACCCUUAGCACGAACCUUAGUUAAUAAUUUGUGCAGUAAUUCAUCAAAAGUUCGAAGUUCUACGGUUGCAGAUGUCAAAGAAAUCAUGAGAAAAUCUAAAGGAACACAAUUUCAAAGUUUGGCAUUAUGUGAAUUUCAAAAACGGAUCAAUUUAUGCAACAUUCAAAAUGAAGGCGACCUUUACACGGAUCAAUUUGGAACUCCAUUAGAAGCGUAUGUUGAUGCUUUAAAAGUUUUAUCCAAUGUAGAAAAUAUAUCACAUGAAGAAUCUGUUGAGGUAGCAAUUGAGUUGUUGCUUGUGUCUCACCAUCCAGCAAUAUUAUCAUACGAUCCAUAUUUUUGGGAAAAAACCAUCCAACGUAAUUUUGAGCUAAUUCCGGAGAAUUUCAUAUUGGGCCAAAAAGAUUACAUUGUUAAAGAAUACAUAAAUAAGUUUCAAGCAUGUGCUGCCUAUGAAAAUGUCAUAUCAACAUUGGUGCGUAUAAGUCCUAAUUGUAUAGUUCCACUAAUUAUAAUGCAUAUUAAGAGAUAUUUAUGCCGUUCUGAAAAUUAUCUUAUUUCGAAAGAAGAAUACUUUACUUUUAUGACACCAUCUGGUGAAUUAUAUGACAAAAGUGUAAUACCUCAUAUAGACUCACAAUAUGAAACGGUUCGAGUGAAAAGAGAAAAUAAAGUUUACAGCUACAAAGAACAAUUAGAAGAGAUAGCGCUUCGUCGAGAAAUUGACGAAAAAAGGGAAAAGGAAGGAAAAACUAAAACAGUUAAGCUUACCCAAAAGCAAGAGGAACAAAUAAGAAACCAAACAGAGAAAGAACUACGAAUAAAAAAUCGGGUUCAGCAAAUGCAUGAAAAUUUAAUUGCAAUAAUAAGCCUGCUAAAAGCUGCAUGUACUGAAAAUGGAAAACAUAUUUCCAUUCACUUACACACUUUAUUAAAUGAUAUUUUGGAAGCAAGCAUUAGUCCACUAAGCCACGAAGCUCUUACAGAUCUUUACGUAUUCUUUCAUACUUUGUGUUUUCAAUUUAAUACCGAACUUGGUCAAGCAAUUGCGCUAAGCACUAUUGAACUGCAAAACCUAAAAUUCGUAACAAAGGAUGAAACAACUAAUUUAAAUAUUCAGAAAUCAAUUGAAGCCCUAUUAUGUGAUCUUGAAAACCAAAUUAAAUGUAAUAUUUUGGAUUCACCCUCAUUUUCGUAUGCGUUUGAGUUUCUUCGAAGGGCGUUAUCAUUUUUAAAUAGUGACUUAUAUAGUGAGCUUAUUUUGAAAGGAAUACAAAUAAUAGAUACUCACACUCAAGUUGAACAUAUAAGCAUUUGUGCUCCAAAAUUUUUACCAAGAUUGGGUAUGUUUGAAAUUUUAUUAUAUCUUUUCAAAAAAAAUAGUAGAUUAGAGAUUCCAUCGGCUUCUGCCAUUUUAGCAGUUGCCAAAUCUUUAGAAAACUCAGAUUCCUGGACAAACGCGGAUUGUGAAAUAAUUAAUGUAUUUUUAGAAGCUUUACAAUUUUCUAAGGACUCUGUAAGAAAUAUUGCCCUAAAAGCAUUAAAAAUAAUGGAAAAAUCAAUAUUUGAUUUUGUGAAAUUGCAUAGAGACAUUCAAAAUCAUGUAAUAAAAAGGUUUUGGAUUGCGAAAUUUGAUAUAUCUGAAACUAACCGGAAUCUUGCCACCUUCAUAUGGGAUAGUUCAAACUUACCUCUUCCAACAGUUGAUGAUAUUAUCAGUGAUAUUACGCACUCAGAACUAUGUAUUCAGAAAUCUGCUGCAGAAUCAUUAAUGCCACUAAUAGUUAAAGAUGAAAUUUUAAUUAAAAGCGUAAUAACGAAAUUAUUUAAAAUUUACAAUGACAAAUUGGCACUUAUACCACCGGUAUUAGAUCAAUUCGAUCGUGAAACUGAACCAGCUAAAGAUCAAUGGAAACCACGAAGAGGUGUCGCAAUAACUUUUUCCCAAAUGGCACCUAUUUUAUCUAUUGAGGACAUUAAUGUUAUAAUGAAUUUUAUGGUGUCACAGGGACUUGGCGAUCGUGAGGAUGUUGUCCACAAAGAAAUGUUAGCAGCUGCAUUGAAAAUAGUAGAUAUACACGGUAGUAAGACCAUAGUAAACCUGUUACCUGUUUUCGAAGAUUUUCUUGACAAAGCUCCAAAGUCUCAGAGUUUUGACAACAUUCGUCAAGCAGUUGUUAUUCUUAUGGGUUCUUUAGCACGACAUUUGCAAAAGGAUGAUAAGAGAAUUGAACCCAUUGUUAAAAGAUUAUUGACAGCGCUAUCUACUCCUUCCCAACAAGUUCAAGAAGCUGUAUCGAACUGUUUACCACAUCUUAUGCCUUCUGUAAAAGAUGAAGCUCCUGCUAUGAUUAAGAAACUUUUGCAUUCAUUGGCAAAGUCCGAAAAAUAUGGUGAGCGACGUGGAGCUGCUUAUGGCAUAGCUGGAAUCGUCAAAGGAUUAGGCAUAUUAUCCUUAAAACAAUUAGAUAUAAUGUCCAAAUUAACUACUUAUAUUCAGGAAAAAAAAAAUUACAGAUCACGAGAAGGAGCAUUGUUUGCAUUUGAAGUAUUAUGUAAUACACUUGGUCGAUUAUUUGAACCGUAUAUAGUUCACGUGUUGCCACAUUUGUUACAAUGCUUCGGAGAUUCCUCCCAAUAUGUAAGACAAGCAGCUGAUGACACUGCUAAAGUAGUUAUGGGAAAGCUAUCGGCACACGGUGUUAAGCUUGUACUUCCGUCACUUUUAGAAGCUCUUGAUGAAGAUUCAUGGAGAACAAAAACAGCUUCAGUUGAGUUAUUAGGAGCAAUGGCGUUUUGUGCACCAAAACAACUUUCGUCCUGUUUACCAAGUAUCGUUCCAAAGCUCAUAGAAGUUCUUGGCGACUCUCACACAAAGGUACAAGAAUCUGGCGCAGAAGCUCUGAAAGUUAUAGGUUCUGUCAUAAAAAAUCCUGAAAUUCAAGAAAUUGUUCCUAUUUUAUUGGACGCACUUGAAGACCCGUCAAAUAAUACAUCUCAUUGUUUACAAAGCCUAUUAAAAACUAAAUUUGUUCACUUUAUUGAUGCAGCCUCACUGGCGCUUAUUAUGCCAGUGGUUCAAAGAGCUUUUAUGGAUCGGUCGACAGAAACAAGAAAAAUGGCCGCUCAGAUAAUAGGAAAUAUGUAUUCGCUUACGGAUCCGAAAGACUUAUCACCAUAUUUACCAAGCAUAAUCCCGGGCCUUAAAGCAUCUUUAUUAGAUCCCGUUCCUGAAGUAAGGGCUGUAUCUGCUCGUGCCCUUGGUGCAAUGGUUAAAGGUAUGGGGGAAAGCUCAUUUGAAAAUUUAUUGCCAUGGUUAAUGGAAACUUUGACGUCCGAAUCAAGUAGUGUGGACCGUAGUGGAGCAGCACAAGGUCUUUCUGAAGUGGUCGGUGGCCUUGGCGUAGAAAAAAUGCAUAAACUUAUGCCGGAAAUUAUUUCGACAGCUGAAAGAGUAGACAUUGCUCCGCAUGUAAAGGAUGGAUACAUAAUGAUGUUUAUAUAUAUGCCAGGGGCUUUUCCAGAUGAAUUUACACCAUAUAUCGGACAAAUAAUUAAUCCAAUUUUAAAAGCGUUGGCAGAUGAAAGCGAAUAUGUACGUGAUACUGCACUAAAAGCAGGUCAAAGAAUUGUUCAUUUAUAUGCAGAAACUGCUGUGGCACUUCUUCUUCCUGAGCUUGAAAAAGGAUUGUUUGAUGAUAAUUGGCGAAUACGAUAUAGUUCAGUUCAGCUGUUAGGCGAUUUAUUAUAUCGAAUAUCCGGAGUUUCUGGAAAAAUGACAACCGAAACCGCUAGUGAAGACGAUAAUUUCGGGACCGAACACUCUCAUGCAGCUAUUAUUCGUUUUUUGGGAGAUGAGCGCAGAAACAGAGUAUUAUCUGGGCUUUACAUGGGACGAAGUGAUGUUUCGUUAAUGGUUCGUCAAGCUGCUUUACAUGUAUGGAAAGUAGUGGUAACAAAUACUCCCAGAACCCUGCGUGAAAUCCUUCCAACCCUAUUUGGCUUACUUUUAGGGUGUUUAGCAAGUACAAGUUAUGACAAAAGACAAGUAGCAGCUCGAACAUUAGGCGAUUUAGUAAGAAAACUCGGAGAGCGAGUUCUACCAGAAAUCAUUCCUAUUCUUGAAAAUGGAUUAAACUCAGAUCACCCUGACCAACGCCAAGGAGUCUGUAUUGGCUUAUCCGAAAUAAUGGCGUCUACAUCUAAAGAAAUGGUCCUUACAUUUGUUCAUAGUUUAGUGCCUACUGUUCGAAAAGCUUUGCAAGACCCCUUACCUGAAGUGAGAGAAGCAGCUGCAAAAACAUUUGAAUCUUUACACACCACGGUAGGAUCCAGAGCAUUAGAUGACAUUUUGCCUUAUAUGCUAGAAGGUCUUUCGGAUCCAGACCCUUUGGUUGCAGAAAAUACUUUAGAUGGCCUAAGACAAGUAAUGUCAAUAAAAUCAAGGGUAGUUUUGCCGUAUCUUGUACCCCAGUUAACCUGUCCCCCCGUUAAUACAAAAGCUUUAUCUAUUCUGGUAUCCGUUGCUGGAGAUGCAUUAACAAAGUUUUUGCCCAAAAUUUUAUCUGCAUUAUUAGAAGCUUUAUCGGAAUCUUACGGAACUCCUCAUGAGCAGCAAGAAAUUGAUUAUUGUCAAACUGUCAUAUUAUCAGUAACAGACGAAACAGGAAUUCGUACAAUAAUGGAUACCUUGUUAAUAUCCUCAAACUCAUCCGAUCUAUGUACUCGAAAGUCUACAGCAAGUUUGCUAUCCGCUUUUUGCAUACAUUCACCAGGAGAUUAUUCACAGUAUAUUCCUCAACUUUUUAGAUGCUUACUUAAAUUAAUGGUUGAGAAAGAUAGAGAUAUUUUGCAGAAGUCGUGGGAAGGACUUAAUGCUGUAGUUAAAGGUCUCAGUACGACUCAACAAAUUGCUCAUGUCUCUGAUGUUAGACAAGCAGUAAGAUUUGCAGCUAGCGAAUUAAAAGAAACAGAGCUUCCAGGUUUUUGUUUGCCAAAGGGAAUAACGCCUUUGUUACCAAUUUUUAGAGAAGCUAUAUUAAAUGGGCUUCCAGAAGAAAAAGAAAAUGCAGCUCAAGGCCUUGGCGAAGUUAUUUUUUUAACAAAUUCCCAAUCUCUACAGCCUUCUGUUGUACAUAUCACUGGUCCACUGAUUCGAAUAUUAGGAGAUCGCUUUAACGCAGCAGUUAAAGCCGCUGUAUUGGAAACAUUGGCUAUUUUGCUCCAUAAAGUUGGCGUUAUUUUAAAACAGUUUUUACCUCAACUUCAGACCACUUUUCUUAAAGCUUUGAAUGACCAAAAUCGGAAUGUACGAAUGAAAGCUGGAAAAGCUCUUUCUGAAUUAGUAGCAAUACACGCCAGAGCUGAUCCGUUAUUUAAUGAAAUUCACAACGGAAUUAAAAAUUCAGAUGACUCUUCAGUUAGGGAAACAAUGUUGCAUGCCCUUCGAAGUAUAGUGAGCCCUUCCGGAGAUAAAAUGUCCGAACCAAUAAAAAAACAAAUUUUUUCUACUUUAUUAAGUAUGAUUGGGCAUCCCGAGGAUGUCACUCGCAAUGCAGUCGGAGGCUGCUUGGGAGCUAUGUUGAAAUAUUUACCAAAUUUGCAAAUAGAAGAUUUUCUGAAUAAUUCAAUUUUGGCAGUAAAUGACGUAAAUGAUUUGCAAGUUAAACAUGGCCAUACGGUUGUUUUGUUUGUAGCCCUUAAAGAAUGCCCUAACCAAGUACUAACUUCAUCGCUUUAUCCAAAAAUUACUGCAAAUAUUUUGGGAAAUAUUGGAUCAGAAAAAGUGCCAAUUGCUUGUAAUGCUAUUAGAGCAGCCGCUUAUUUAUUAGAGUACAGUCUCAAAGCUAAUUCUGAAAAUCCAUGUAAUAUUAUAGUUGCGCUAGCUAGAGCAAUGAAUCACAAUAGUAAUGAUGUGAAGCAAUUAGUAGCAAAAAGCUGUAUUUAUCUUUCGAAAAAUUUGACUGCAGAUCAAAUUAAUCUUGAUGUUUUGAAAUAUUUGGUUCCUAUGUUAGUCAAUGGAACUAAAGAGAAAAAUGGAUAUGUAAAAUCGAACUCAGAAUUGGCACUUAUUUCCAUUUUAAGAUUAAGAACCGACAACAUAACUUUAUUGAAAGUUUCUGAAAUUUUGGAGUCUGGAGCUAGGGAAUCAUUAAACGAUGUCGUGACAAAAGUAUCAAAACGAGCAACUACACAAUCGGUGGUAAAGGACGAAGAACUCGAUGAUACGUUACAAACAUAAGCUCGGUUUUAAACUAUUGUGGUUGAAUUCUGUAAGAAAUAAACAUCUCGUUUAUAUGUCUUGUAAAUAAAAUAAUUUUAAUUAUUGAA
Messenger RNA from Drosophila bipectinata, 8079 nucleotides. RefSeq names its product lethal (3) 80Fj (gene l(3)80Fj). Gene Ontology annotation, cellular component: cytosol. The record is from RefSeq and is a predicted model, not a curated record. Lineage: Eukaryota; Metazoa; Arthropoda; Insecta; Diptera; Drosophilidae. Gene Ontology annotation, biological process: cellular response to amino acid starvation; regulation of translation. Gene Ontology annotation, molecular function: protein binding; protein kinase regulator activity.